AUGUCAGAGCUGCAGUGCUCUGUGUUUGAGGGCACGUCGGUGGCAAACUUCAUUUUCCUGAUUGCUAUAACCGGUGGUAUAGUAGUUAGUUAUAUUCCGCAGUAUAUAAGGAUUUGGAAUAGACGGAGUUCGGAAGGUCUUUCUACCAAUUUCUUACUUUUAGGUUCGAGCUCUUCGCUCUUCACAUUGACAAAUAUCAUCUUGGUAAGUUCCAAGGCUCGUCAUUGUUGCUUUAUUGGUGCGUUAAGUGUAUUCAAUUGUUUGAAUUCAUUAAUUAGUUUGUUUCAAAUAGGAACACAAUCUGUAUGUGCUGUACUCAUAUUGGUGUUUGUUUUGAUAUGGACAGGUAAUUCUGUGCUUCAAGAUAAACAUGAAUAUUCUCGGAUUGUCAAAGUGGGCUAUUUUGUGCUUAUUCAUGCUAUAGUAUCUAUAAUCCAAGUGUUUGUUGGACUUAUGUUUGGAGGAAAGGUACUUCUAAGACUUGCUCAAUUGAAUGGAUUGAUGUCGACAUUAUUAACAUUCAUAAAAUAUGUCCCACAAAUUCAUACCACCUACAAAUUAAAACAUCCAGGUACUUUAUCGAUAGGAAUGAUGUGCAUUCAAACACCAGGUGGUGCUAUAUUCACUGCGACUCUUUAUUUCAGUAAAGGGUCUCAUUGGAGUUCUUGGAUCUCCUAUUUCUUUGCAUUUUUAUUGCAGGGAACAUUGUUAUCGUUGUGUAUUUACUAUCAAUACUUCAAAUAUCAUGGAGAAUUGGCCGAUCAACUCGAACGAGAAGCAAUUGACCGUAUUGUGUAUGAAAACACCACAACUUCAGAAGCAUCAGAACCUUUGCUUCAAGAAAGUGAAUCUUAG
Lizanozyma spartinae is the source of this 855-nucleotide messenger RNA. RefSeq lists its product as uncharacterized. The coding region runs from base 1 to 855 and encodes 284 amino acids. The record is from RefSeq and is a predicted model, not a curated record. The transcript has a single exon. Lineage: Eukaryota; Fungi; Ascomycota; Pichiomycetes; Serinales; Debaryomycetaceae.